GUUUAUUUUUAGCCGUAUGGCGCGAAGUCUUGUUUUGUUGUGGUGUUCUCGUGUUGUACUGCGACACACUGGCGGACAAACAGUUUAUACCUGUAGACCUUCCACAUUAUUUAGAAAAAGAAUAACCACAAUGCCUGGUCAGAUGAAAAUUUCAUCAUUCUUUUCAAGUCCAUUGACAACAAAAUCGGAUAACAAAGUCGAAACUAAAGCAAGUUCUGAGGAGCCUGUGAAGAAGAAAGCAAAAGUUUCAGAAGUUACUGAUGAGGAAACGCUCCCCUCAAAACAGCCGUCAUCUCCUUCAACACCAUCGUCAUCUCCUUCAACACUGACAACACCAUCGUCACUUUCUGAGGAAGAAAAAGGAAAUCUUGAAAAAAACAAAUUGAAAGCAAAGCUCAAACUUCUUGGAACAAAAACAUGUGGACAAAUAGUGAAUGUGGGGCCGACGUGGUUCAGAGCUCUAGAGGCAGAGUUUGGCAAAGAGUACCUCGUGGAGCUGAGCAAGUUUGUGGCUGGUGAGAGGAAAAAGAGUGCUGUGUACCCACCCACUGAGCAAGUGUUUACAUGGACUACGGCAUGCAGCAUACAGUCUGUCAAAGUUGUCAUCAUUGGUCAAGAUCCUUACCACGGUCCAGGUCAAGCACACGGGCUGUGCUUCAGUGUCCUACCUGGCAUCAAGCCCCCUCCCAGCCUGGAGAACAUGUUCAAAGAACUGACAGCGACCGUGGACGGCUUUAAGCAUCCUGGUCAUGGCAAUCUGACAGGCUGGGCUGCUCAAGGAGUCCUGUUACUCAACGCCUGUCUGACAGUGCGGGGCGGAGCGGCCAACUCCCACGCCGGGAAAGGUUGGGAGAAACUGACAGACGCUGUGAUUCACUGGCUCAACUCGCACUCCUCAGGGACUGUCUUCUUGUUGUGGGGGGCGUACGCUCAGAAGAAAGGACAGUUUAUCAACAAGAAAAAACACCAUGUCUUGACGUCUGUCCACCCGUCCCCUCUGUCAGCUCACCGUGGCUUCUUCGGGUGUAACCAUUUUUCUCGCUGUAACGAGCUGCUGAAGGCUGAUGGAAAGACACCGAUUGACUGGACAAACUUACCUUCCCAAGUCUGAUUACCUAUUCCUGUGCACCGGUUUGACAGUGUAAUUUUCUUACCUUGUGUCAGGAAGAAAAGGUCAAGUUAUAUUUUCUUUGGUACUGAAAUCAUUGUCGAGGUGCAUUUGCGGCUUCAUUAAAAUCAGGAGUCUGCGUGCAUGGUAAAUUUAUUACUCUAGUUAGCUCCACUAAUCACUCUGUUUUAUAAUCCUCAAGUGCAAAGUAUUUCUGUAUGAAAACCUCAAUGAUUUUAGAUGUAUAUAAAAUACAUGCUUUUAUUUUACAAUGGGAAGAGAAAAUUGAGAUGAAAAUCCACGCUCUGUCAAAAUCAAAUUGCAUUUGAAUUGUUCUGCCAGGUUUCUAAUAGCUGUAACCUGAAGCACUGCUAGCUAACUUUUGGGUCUUCUUCAAAUCCAAACUCUUUUAGCCUGCUGAUAAAUUUUCCAGAAAGGAGUUUCACAGUUUGAGCAUAUAACACCCAGUGCUUUCAAUCUUCCCUAGUUUUACAGAAAUCUUUUCAAUCUGAAUUUUAAAAAAAGGCAAAACCUGGUGAAAAAGUUGGAACUAUGGGUUUUUGGUAAUUUGUAAUCUCUUCAAACUUGCUCCCAAAUGCCAUUUUCAACAUUCCGGAAGCAAGCACAAAAUUUACUUUCCUCUGGGGGGGGGGGGGUUCUGCCUUUUGCACCCCCCCCCCCCCCCCAAUCCAGGACAAUAUCCUUGAACUUUGACCCCCAAGCAUAGAAUUUGUCUUACUUUUGUGUUUUGUCCAAUGGAAGCACUGACGCUGUCGAUAUGUGAUCACUGGCUCAGGGACUUUUUUAAGAAAACAAAUUGGUGCAAAAUUUGUACAACUGACCUGCUUAGUACUCUGAUCAAAUAGGAUUGAGGAACCUCAAUCAGAUUUUCAUGAAAUCCUGGGGGUUCUUUGUUCUUUAAAUCCUUUUUCAACAAGAAUUCAUGACUUUUCAUAAAUGAUGGGAAAAUACACAUUUUUGAUUGUGUUUGUUUGCAAUAUUAUUUGCGCAACUUAUCAUUAACAACGUAAAAAUACACUUUUAUAGUUGUAUGAUGCAAAAAUGAACAUGUAUUAUAUUUGCCACUCUUGGUUUGUUAUGUAAUCUUAAUCUACUGGGGUUCUCGAGACCAUGGAUUUUUUUCCCCCAAAACUUGUAUUUUUGGGGAGGAUGUAGAGGAAAACUGCUAUUUUUGGUCACGGGGUGGUUAGCAAGUCUGACGUGAUAUAGAACAUUUUAUGUAGAUGGACUUUGUGCUGAUAUGCAGUGGAGUCUGCUUAAACCAUAAUCUGCGAAACUGCCAAUUUUUGUGGGGUUUAGCUGAGUUUUUCUAAUUAGAGAAAUUAGUGUAUGAAAAACUUCGACCCGUUUUGUUUUGUAAAUAAGGAUUUUGCUCUGAUAGUUUAUGUUGCAUAAAUUUGUCUUUUGUUGAAAACAUCAUUACUUGUGGGGCAUCAUGGGUUUAUGUUGCAUGAAUUUAUUUGUCUUUUGUUGAAAACAUCAUUACUUCUGGGGCAUCAUGGUGAAAUCAGGCGCUAGUCAAAUCAAUAAAAUCUAAGAAAACGGCAAAUAUUGCUCCGGCAAUUAUUUUAUAAAAUAGCCUGUACGUAAACUUAAAAAAAUUUAGAACACAUUUCUGUGUUAAUUUAAAAAAACCCUGAAAAACAUUGAUCAAAGGCAAAAACAAUUUUCAGUUUCCAAAGACUCAAGUUUUGGUAGUUACCAAAUUUGUUGGCCUUUUUCUUGCUAAUUUUACUUCUGACACCAGGAGACCCCCAUUUUCAAUCGCAAAUGUAUGGACUUUUAUUCCAGAGAGAUGGUUAUGAGGGUAUUUCUUUCACUUUCAUCAAAAGUAAAGCAAGUGAACAAGCUUGAAAACGAUACCAAUUAUAACUCUAUAUAUAGGUAUGCCAGAAAAUUGACGAACGCUUGAUUCCGCUGUGUCUAAUUAAUACAUGGGAGAGAUGAUACUGGCUUGAUUGGAGGGAGAAGAUAUUCUUUCAAUCUUUUCAAAUAUUUUGUACAAAUUCAGUAAAAAUCAGUAUAUUUUUCGACAAAAACAAUCAAUAAAGUAUAUUUAAGAAGCUUAUA
Aplysia californica (California sea hare) is the source of this 3199-nucleotide messenger RNA. RefSeq names its product uracil-DNA glycosylase. Gene Ontology annotation, molecular function: uracil DNA N-glycosylase activity. Lineage: Eukaryota; Metazoa; Mollusca; Gastropoda; Aplysiida; Aplysiidae. Gene Ontology annotation, biological process: base-excision repair; base-excision repair, AP site formation via deaminated base removal. The transcript is spliced from 8 exons. The record is from RefSeq and is a predicted model, not a curated record. Gene Ontology annotation, cellular component: nucleus; mitochondrion. The coding region runs from base 17 to 1111 and encodes 364 amino acids.